This is a messenger RNA of Chenopodium quinoa (quinoa), 641 nucleotides long. RefSeq lists its product as uncharacterized. The record is from RefSeq and is a predicted model, not a curated record. NCBI's taxonomy places the organism in Eukaryota, Viridiplantae, Streptophyta, Magnoliopsida, Caryophyllales, Amaranthaceae. Bases 1 to 591 code for a protein of 196 amino acids. The transcript is spliced from 5 exons.
AUGUUGGAUGUUCGAAGUUCACUUGACUAUUGCAUGGUUACAACUUUAUCAGCAUUCAUCUUUCGAUUUCUAUCCUUAAUAGAAAUACAACAUCAAAGAUCAAAAACAUUGUUUCUGCAAUUGUGCUUAUUGUUUGUCAAUGGCAUAUUUUCUGACUUCAUCUCCCACUUUUCCACUUCCAAACAAGGAUGCCCAUGGGUUGAUGAAAAGGAUGAUUUUGGAGUAGUUGGUAUGCACCAUGUUGGCAUUCUUUGUGAAAACCUUGAAAGAUCACUUGAUUUUUACCAGAACAUACUAGGUCUGGAGAUAAAUGAGGCAAGGCCACAUGACAAGCUUCCCUAUAGGGGUGCAUGGUUGUGGGUUGGCUCGGAGAUGAUUCAUUUGAUGGAGCUUCCAAAUCCUGACCCAUCAACUGGGAGGCCUGAACAUGGUGGUCGUGAUCGUCAUACUUGUAUUGCCAUUCGGGAUGUGUCUAAGCUUAAGGAUAUCCUUGACCGAGCAGGUAUACCAUAUACCCUCAGUCGAUCUGGAAGACCUGCAAUUUUCACUAGAGAUCCAGAUACCAACGCACUAGAAUUCACGCAAGUCUAAUUGUGCAUUAUACUUAAUUUUCUGUUUUGAUUCCUUGAUAUAUAUAUAGG